CUGACAAGAGGACAGGCCUCGGUGGUGCCAAGGGGCACGGGUCCAAGAUACCGCUAUCGAUUUGUAAAGGUUGUACGGGACCGCUCGACACGGUAUCUUUGAAAACCAAAACACCUGAGAAUCUUUCAAGAUGGCUGCGAAUGUCAUCACACUCACGACGAUACUCUUACUGAGUUGGCUUCCACUUCUAGAUUUGCAGUGUGUCGGCCCAAAGGGUGCACCAGGCCCACAAGGCCCAAAAGGUGGUGUGGGCGACUCAACUGACGCUGACUGGCGUAACGUCUUGCCCGUCCGCAACUGGCGACAGUGCACGUGGGAUUAUGGCGACGGUAGAGAUUCUGGCGUCAUUUACACCUGUCAGUUCGAGAAGAAAUUUGACAGUACUUCCAUAUUCAUGGCCUACGGUGGUAACACAAGAAUAACCAACUGCCACGGUUGCUGCGGUCGCUGGUACUUCACCAUUAAUGGUGCUGAAUGCAGUAAUCCUCAAGUCAUAGAUGGGACCGUGUAUAUGGCGCACUUUACUGCGGCUGACCUCCACCGCCACCGAACGGUGCAAGGGUACUGUAAUGGAAUAAGUGCCGGUUGGAUUGACGUCACCUUUAACGUGGGCAACUGUAACGGCUAUGGCAGUUAUGAUUUGUACACGGGAUGGAAUAGUGUGUCUCGGAUAGUGGUGGAAGAGUUUCCUGCCUCCCCUUAUGGCUAAGCGUAAAUGGAGGCAGAGUAGUCUGGUGGUGCCGAUUUGUUUCAGUUGUGGACGUAUAUAACUUGAAAUUCCUAUCGAAGCCUAUAGUUGACCCCCCCCCCCCCCCCCAUCCUAAAGGUGCGCCCUCUGACGUUUCCCCAAGUGAUUAUCGCAGUCAUGUGAUCAGGUGGUCUUCACGCAAAAUGGUCUCACGUGAUCCUUUUUAAACGAUCCCGAAUCCCAUACGAGUCAUUGAUGAGGCGCAUACCAAAACUUGCUACAUUUGAGUUGAGAGAAUCAAUUCCGCUUUAACUUUAUUUCUUUGUUAGAACAACAGAUAAGUUAAUCCCAAAAUAAUACUUUUUUGUGUGCUUUACUUUUUGUUUUGUUUGUGGAAAAAGAAUUGUGAUUAUUAUUUCGAGGAAUGUUGUGCACAAAAUGACCUCUAACCCCAAUUUCCCCUUAUCCCACCCCAACGAGUUGGUAUAUGCAUGUUUUGGACCACGAGCAAUCGAUCUAGCCUAUUUGCGACGGUAAACUUUUGCCUCUAAAUAGGAGCUGUGACAUUAGGGAAACAUUGAAAUGUCUUCUUAAUGUCCGGUGUCUCCCUAAGGUAUAACUGAUGAGGAAAAUGUCUCCUUAAGGGUACAUUUACACGGAAUUUACUAAAUGUAUGUUAAUUAAUAAUUAUGAAUAGGUAUAUUUUGACGCACUACGUUGUUGUCUAUAUAGAUUCAAAAAAGAGGUUUUUAACACCAAUCGAAUUAUAUACAACGUAUUAAUUAUUAGAGUGCAGCUUUAGUUGGCUGCGACAAAGCUUCACUUACUAGUCUUGAAGUUAUACGAUUUUGUCCAUAGUCAUUUAAAUUAGUGUUGUCUGAAAAUACGAGGGGACUUAAUUAACCAUCAAGGAAGAAGGAAAGAACAUAGCAUUUAUUACCGGAGAAACUCGGUGGAAUAGCCGAGACAAUAAAACAUUACACCUGCACGUUA
Patiria miniata (bat star) is the source of this 1681-nucleotide messenger RNA. RefSeq names its product collagen triple helix repeat-containing protein 1-like. Lineage: Eukaryota; Metazoa; Echinodermata; Asteroidea; Valvatida; Asterinidae. The coding region runs from base 131 to 709 and encodes 192 amino acids. The record is from RefSeq and is a predicted model, not a curated record. The transcript is spliced from 4 exons.